Protopterus annectens (West African lungfish) is the source of this 1243-nucleotide messenger RNA. Its product is annotated as ephrin type-A receptor 7-like. Gene Ontology annotation, biological process: cell surface receptor protein tyrosine kinase signaling pathway; protein phosphorylation; axon guidance. Gene Ontology annotation, molecular function: protein binding; ATP binding; transmembrane-ephrin receptor activity. Gene Ontology annotation, cellular component: neuron projection; membrane. The record is from RefSeq and is a predicted model, not a curated record. NCBI's taxonomy places the organism in Eukaryota, Metazoa, Chordata, Ceratodontiformes, Protopteridae. The transcript has 3 exons. The coding region runs from base 37 to 966 and encodes 309 amino acids.
UGACUGCAGCAGGGUAGAAGGCAGUAAUCGAACAGUAUGAUGGAGAUUUUUAAACCUGUUACCUUAAUCCGUUGGAUUUUACUGGCUUCAGUUGGAAUGGGAUCAUUUGCUGAAGAAGUUGUUUUGCUGGAUUCUAAGGAGUCGCAGGCAGAGCUGGGCUGGACCUCACACCCUGCUAAUGGAUGGGAAGAAAUCAGUGGAGUAGAUGAAAACUAUAAACCUAUACGUACCUAUCAGGUCUGCAGUGUGAUGGAGUCAAACCAAAAUAACUGGCUACAGACAGGCUGGAUUAUGAGACGUAAUGGGCAAAGAAUCUUUAUUGAGCUAAAAUUCACGCUGAGGGAUUGUAACAGCAUUCCUGGUGUCGUGGGAACAUGCAAGGAAACUUUUAAUCUUUACUACAUUGAAUCAGACUCUGACCUGGGCAAAAACAUCAAAGAGAGCAAGUACAUUAAAAUCGAUACAAUAGCUGCAGACGAAAGCUUCACACAAGGUGAUCUGGGAGAACGUAAAAUGAAGCUGAACACAGAAGUAAGAGAAAUUGGACAUCUUAACAAGAAAGGCUUCCAUCUGGGAUUUCAAGAUGUUGGAGCCUGUGUUGCACUUGUUUCGGUGCGAGUUUAUUACAAAAAGUGUCUUUCUACUUUACAGAAUUUGGCAGUUUUCCCAGACACUGUUGCAGAGGCAGCUUUUGCAACUCUAGUGGAAGUAAGAGGGACAUGUGUCAAUAAUUCAGAAGUGGACAUGAGUAACCCUCCCAGAAUGCACUGCAGUGCAGAAGGGGAAUGGCUGGUUCCUAUUGGGAAAUGCACUUGUAGUGCUGGUUAUGAGGAGAAGAAUGGAGAGUGCAAAGGUAAAGGUUGCAGAUGUAUAAUUCAUUUGAGACUACUAGGUUAUCUGUCAGCUAGGAAGUUUUUUGUGGUUACUGAGAAAAGAGAAAUACAAAAAAAAAAAAAGUACAAUUAAAAAUAUGGACUCUUUUACUACUUCAUUGUUCUAGUUAUAUUUAUUAUCUGAUUAUGUUUUCAAAACAAGAAUGCAUCACCACAAUGUAGCAAUAUGGCAGCCAAGUUCAGAUAUAAUAAUGAUUUGGUUGCUCAUAUGACAUCUCCAGUGUAUUAACCAUUUGCUUCUUUUGAUAUACCAUGUUUUUUUUUUUCCUAAAUGAAUCUGGCUUUUUGAGAAGCAUUCAGCCAAUGAUGUUAACAUAGCUACAUUGGUCUAACACUCAGCAUGUCUGUAC